Messenger RNA from Lacerta agilis (Sand lizard), 1382 nucleotides. It is a transcript of the gene ABI3, whose product is annotated as ABI family member 3. The transcript has 8 exons. Gene Ontology annotation, molecular function: SH3 domain binding. Gene Ontology annotation, cellular component: lamellipodium. The coding region runs from base 244 to 1347 and encodes 367 amino acids. Gene Ontology annotation, biological process: regulation of cell migration. The record is from RefSeq and is a predicted model, not a curated record. Lineage: Eukaryota; Metazoa; Chordata; Lepidosauria; Squamata; Lacertidae.
AGAGGCAGAGGCCGGAGAGGUUUGUCGUACAGGAACCCACAUGCACGCUUUCUGGGCGAGGGCAGCAAGAAAUUUCAGGGUGUCAGCAAGACGACAUCUGGGCAAGGAGGCUGAGGGGGAGGGAUCAGCUCUGCCCACAGGAGGCAACUCAAGUACAAAAAGAGUCCCCAGCCCAGCUGCGAGGUUCAAAACCUGCCUGCUGACGAGACCGUGCGCUCAGAGAAGGAAGUGGGGAGCGGCGAUAUGUCUGAGCUGCAGCAGUUGAUGCAGAACACCAUCCCCUGCGCGAGGGGAACCCUGAAGGACAACUACAGCAACCUUCUCAAAGUGGCAGAUUACUGCGAGAGCAACUAUGAGGAGGCAAAGGACAAGCGGAAAGCCCUAGAGGAAACCAUGGCUUUUGCAACCCAGUCAUUAGCCAGCGUGGCUUACCAAAUCAGCAACCUGGCUAGCGACAUCCUCAAAGUGAUAGACUUGCAGCUGGCUGAAGUCCGGCAGGUGGAAGCUAAAGUCUGCUCCAUCACACAGGUGGUGGAGAUGCACACGGAGAAAGUGUCCCGCCAAGAGAUUGGGGCCCUUUCUGUUCCCAAGAGAUUUCCGCACCAACAGAAAAUCAUCUCCCCAAGCCACGUGGAGCCCCUGGAGGCGUAUUACAGGAAACCGCUGAACUUCAACAGUUUGGACGAUAUUGGGCACGGGAUGAAGGAUCAUGGCACACAGCUGGCCAAAACAGGGACUCUCUGCCGGCGAGGAAAUGUGACAUCAUCAGGGCAGUCAUCUGGGAGCCUUAGGAGAAGUCAACGGAUUCCAGAGCCAAUACGGCCACCAGUUGUCCCAGAUGGAAAACCCUCCUCAUCUGCUUCAUCUUUGUCAUCACUGAGCCCCACAGAAACUAUGGAGAAGACUGGUAUGAUCGCACCUACUGAACCACCUCCACCGCCUGCGCUCUCGCCUUUUCCUCCACCGGCAGAGGCAAGUGAUGUUCUUCCUCCUCCUCUUCCAGAAGAUCUAUUGCCGCCGCCGCCACCUUUUGCAGUCAGCGAUGUCACCCCAGACCUUGAUUUUCCAAUGACCCCUCCACUGCUGGACGCCUCUACUUUGGAGCAGCUGGUGCCUCCGCUCCUUCCCCCUCCGCCACCCCCGGAGAAAUUGCCAUGGGCCCCCGACACCUAUCUGGAAAAAGUGGUGACCCUCUACCCUUAUACUCGGCAGCAGGAACAAGAACUCUCGUUCGCAGAGGGGGCUGUUAUAUACGUGACACGAAGAUACUCGGAUGGCUGGUGUGAGGGGGUGACAAGUGACGCAAAGGGAUUGUUCCCAGGGAACUAUGCGGAGCCUUUGCCAUGAAGGAAGCUGAACGGACGCUGGAGAUUUUUAUUUUU